UUGUUGAUUCUAAGGUUGUAGUUGUUGAUGCUAAGGUUGUAGUUGUUGAUGCUGAGGUUGUAGUUGUUGAUGCUGAGGUUGUAAUUGUUGAUGCUGAGGUUGUAAUUGUUGAUGCUGAGGUUGUUAUUGUUGAUGAGGCUGUGAUUGUUGAUGCUGAGGUUGUAUUUGUUGAUGAGGUUGUAGUUGUUGAUGAGGCUGUAGUUGUUGAUGAGGUUGUAGUUGUUGAUGCUGAGGUUGUAGUUGUUGAUGAGGCUGUAGUUGUUGAUGCUGAGGCUGUAGUUGUUGAUGAGGCUGUAAUUGUUGAUGCUGAGGCUGUAGUUGUUGAUGCUGAGGCUGUAGUUGUUGAUGAGGCUGUAGUUGUUGAUGCUGAGGCUGUAGUUGUUGAUGCUGAGGUUGUAGUUGUUGAUGAGGCUGUAGUUGUUGAUGAGGCUGUAGUUAUUGAUGAUGAGGCUGUAAUUGUUGAUGAGGCUGUAGUUGUUGAUGAAGCUGUAGUUGUUGAUGAAGCUGUAGUUGUUGAUGCUGAAGUUGUAGUUGUUGAUGAAGCUGUAGUUGUUGAUGCUGAGGUUGUAGUUGUUGAUUAG
This is a messenger RNA of Ruditapes philippinarum (Manila clam), 581 nucleotides long. RefSeq lists its product as uncharacterized. The annotation marks the transcript as partial. Lineage: Eukaryota; Metazoa; Mollusca; Bivalvia; Venerida; Veneridae. The transcript is spliced from 4 exons. The record is from RefSeq and is a predicted model, not a curated record.